AUGAAGGUGUGGCUGCCGCUGGCUCUCCUGCUGGUGCUCCAGGCGCUGGAGGAUGUUGCCGGCCAACACCCUCCCAAGAACAAGCGUCCGAAGGAGCCAGGAGAGAACAGAAUCAAGCCCGCCAACAAGAAGGUGAAGCCCAAGGUCCCCAAGACGAAGGACAGGGACUCGGCUGAUGACCCGGCGCCCAAGAACCAGUCUAUCAUGGUGCAGAUGACGGAGAAGGGGCGCUUCCAGAAGCCGGCCGCCACCCUGAGCCUGGCGGCGGGGCAGACCCUGGAGCUGCGGUGUAAGGGGAGUAAGAUCGGGUGGAGCUACCCCGCCUACCUGGACACCUUCAAGGACUCCCGCCUCAGUGUGAAGCAGCACGAGCGCUACGGCCAGCUGACCCUGGUCAACUCCACCGCGGCCGACACGGGCGAGUUCAGCUGCUGGGGGCAGCUCUGCACCGGCUACGUCUGCACGAAGGACGAGACCCGAACCGGCUCCACCUACAUCUUUUUCACGGAGAAAGGAGAACUCUUUGUGCCUUCUCCCAGUUACUUUGACGUUGUCUACCUGAACCCGGACAGACAGGCUGUGGUUCCUUGUCGAGUGACCGUCUUGUCAGCCAAAGUCACGCUCCACAGGGAGUUCCCGGCCAAGGAAAUCCCGGCCAAUGGAACCGAUAUCGUUUACGACAUAAAGAGAGGCUUUGUGUACCUGCAGCCUCAUUCUGACCACCAGGGGGUGGUCUACUGCAAGGCGGAGGCUGGGGGCAAGUCGCAGAUCUCAGUCAAGUAUCAACUCCUCUACGCAGAAGUUCCCAGCGGCCCUCCAUCCACAACCAUCCUGGCAUCUUCAAACAGAGCGAACAGCGGGGGCGACCUCAGUGUCCUCUGCACUGUCCUCGGGGAGCCUGACGUCGAGGUGGAGUUCAGGUGGAUCUACCCAGGCCAGAAGGACGAAAGGCCGGUGACCAUCCAGGACACCUGGAGGCUGAUCCACAGGGGCCUGGGCCACACCACCAGGAUCUCGCAGAGCGUCCUGACGGUGGAGGACUUGGAGACCAUCGACGCAGGCUAUUACAUCUGCACGGCCCAGAACCCCCAAGGACAGACCACAGUAGCCACCGCCGUGGCGUUCUCCUGA
Molecule: messenger RNA, 1131 nt
Organism: Pipistrellus nathusii (Nathusius's pipistrelle)
Lineage: Eukaryota; Metazoa; Chordata; Mammalia; Chiroptera; Vespertilionidae
Source: the annotation of a GenBank genome assembly